UUCGCCUCCCUCUACACGCAGAUCCCGGGCCUCUAUGGCCCUGAGGGCAUCCUGCCGGCAAGGAGGACGCUGCGGCCGCAGGGCAAGGGGCGCUGGCAGCAGCUGUGGGAGACACCAACGCUGCUGUGGGAAGCCCCGAGCCUGGGGCUGGACACGGCACAGGGCCUGGAGCUGCUGAGCCUGCUGGGCACCCUGCUGGCCCUGGGCGCCCUGCUGCUGAGCCCGCUGCGCCACACACUCGUCUACCUUCUGCUCUGGGCCACCUACCUGUCAGCCUGCCAGGUGGGCCAGGUGUUCCUUUACUUCCAGUGGGAUUCUCUGCUGCUGGAGACUGGUUUCCUGGCCGUGCUGGUAGCCCCACUGAGGCAGCCCGCCCACCGCAAGCAGGCCCCCCAGGGUGGGCCAGCCGGGGCCUCGCCCCAUGAAGGCCUCCCCUUCUGGCUCGUGCGCUGGCUGCUGUUCCGCCUCAUGUUCGCCUCAGGCGUGGUCAAGCUGACCAGCCGCUGCCCUGCGUGGUGGGGGCUCACUGCCCUCGCCUACCACUUCGAGACCCAGUGCCUGCCCACACCCGCCGCCUGGUUUGCACACCACCUUCCCGUCUGGCUGCACAAGCUCAGUGUGGUGGCCACCUUCCUCAUCGAGAUCGCUGUGCCCCCGCUGUUCUUUGCCCCUGUUCGCCGCCUGCGCUUGGCUGCCUUUUACUCUCAGGUGCUGCUGCAAGUCCUGAUUAUUAUCACUGGCAACUACAACUUCUUCAACUUGCUGACGCUGGUGCUCACCACCGCGCUCCUGGAUGACCAGCACUUGGGAGCCGAGCCUGGCCACGGCCGCCACAAGAAGAUGCCUACCUCCUGGCUCAAGGCCCUCCUGGCUGCGCUGUCCCUGCUGCUGGAACUGGCCGUCUGCGGGCUGCUGGCCUAUGGCACCGUGCACUACUUUGGCCUGGAAGUUUACUGGCAGCAGCGCACCAUCCACUCCAGAACCAAUUUCACCUUCCACCAGUUCUCUCAGUGGCUGCAGACAGUAACUUUGCCCACCGUGUGGCUGGGUGCGGCCUCCCUCACCUGGGAGCUUCUGACUGCUCUCUGGAGGUGGACCCAGGUGCGGGGCUGGCUGAGGAAGCUGAGUGCUGCAGUCCCACUGUCUGUCCUGGGCGUUGCCACGGUGGCCUUGUUCGUGACCAGCCUGGUGCCAUACUCCUAUGUGGAGCCAGGAACCCAUGGGCGCCUCUGGACAGGGGCCCACCGCCUGUUUGGCACUGUGGAGCGCUUGCAGCUGGCCAGCUCAUAUGGCCUCUUCCGCAGGAUGACUGGGCUGGGUGGGCGGCCUGAGGUGGUGCUGGAGGGCAGUUACGACGGCCACCACUGGACGGAGGUGGAGUUCAUGUACAAGCCCGGGAACGUGAGCCGGCCACCCCCGGUGGUGGUGCCCCACCAGCCGCGCCUCGACUGGCAGAUGUGGUUUGCUGCCCUGGGCCCACACGCACACAGCCCGUGGUUCACCAGCCUGGUCCUCCGCCUGCUGCAGGGCAAGGAGCCUGUGAUCCGCCUGGUCCAGAAUGAGGCUGCCAGGUACCCCUUCCACAAGCAGCCGCCCACCUUCAUGCGGGCCCAGCGCUACAAGUACUGGUUCUCACAGCCCGGAGAGCAGGGCAGGUGGUGGCGGCGCCAGUGGGUGGAGGAGUUCUUCCCACCCGUGUCCCUCGGGGACCCGAUGCUGGAGACGCUGCUCAGGCAGUUUGGGCUGCAGGACAAGAGCCCACCGCGGGCUCGCAGCUCCAGCAGUGCCCUGGCCCAGGCCCUCUGCUGGGUUCGAACUCGACUGUCUUCCCUGGAGGCCCCCACCCUGCUCUGGGGGCUCCUGGCGGCUGUGGCGGCUAUCAGAGUCAUGCAGGCCCUGCUGGCUCCAAGGCCUCCCAGGUCCUUCCUGCCAGCCAGAGGGGAGACGCACAGGCCGGCCCCCAAGAAGGACUCCAGAGCUGCCUGCGAACAGGCCACCCCACCCCCGGAUGGCUGCAGCAGCAGCUCCCGGACCCCCCGGCGGAAAAAGUAGCUACACUGUGUGAGCCAUGUGUCUGGCCAAAGCUGUGGCCUCCUGCGGCAGGAUGGGGCCAGCCAUCGUGCCUUCACUGACGCUGCUGGGCCGGACACAGGUUGGGAUACUGCCCCCAGGAUUGCUAGGUGCUGCUUUGAGGGCCCGCAGGUCCCCCCAAGCCAGCCAUGUUCCUCCCAGGACCCCGCCACUGCCUUCACGAUUGGUCCAAGAGUAAACGUGUGACCUAGCUCAGGACCUGGCCCCAGGCGGUAGGGUUCGGAGUCUGGAGCCCCGACCCCAGCUCCUGUGCUGGAGGGAGCGAGACUGAUUGAGGAGGGAAGGGAGGCAAGGUGGUCAUCUUUGAGUUAGUGCCACACCAGCCCAUCCCAUCCUGCGAGUCCAUGCACCAAUAAAGGCGUUUUUUGUUCUCGCCUGUGUA
Molecule: messenger RNA, 2473 nt
Organism: Carlito syrichta (Philippine tarsier)
Lineage: Eukaryota; Metazoa; Chordata; Mammalia; Primates; Tarsiidae
Gene: LMF2
Product: lipase maturation factor 2
Exons: 14
Coding region: 469-2052 (527 amino acids)
Biological process (GO): protein maturation
Cellular component (GO): endoplasmic reticulum membrane
Source: RefSeq, a predicted model, not a curated record